CUUUGGGAAGUAAAUAAAUUACUUCCUAAUGCCAACCUUUGAAGUGCGAAUAGGCGUCUCCUGAACCAGUCACCCAAUCAGCUUUCUCGGGUCUCUAAGACAAAGAAGAAGACUUAUUUGGUCCUCAGUCAAGUAAAGGACAAAGCUGCAGCACACGGGGUCAAAAUACCUACAUCUCUAUAAGCAGGAUAACGACAACGGGAUAGGUGAAGAUGGCGCAAUCAAUUUUUUGGCUGCUGUUUGUUUCGUGUAGAAUCAAUCCUGGAUACGCUUGGUAAGACAUGUAUACACUAGUUGCAUGCAUGCUUUAAAAUAAGUGAACAGAAGACAGAAUUAUAUGACUUUUAUUAUUAUUAUUAUCAUUAUUAUUAUUGUUCUCAGGGUCGCAAGCAAUUUUCUGAUGACGGGGUCAAAGGACUAUCUCACCUACGCAAAGAGCGUGCAGGUGGGCACACAGAUUGGCGUCCAGGAGUGCAAACGCCAGUUUGCCUGGGAUAGAUGGAACUGCCCCGACAGCGCAACCCAGCUUAAAGGACUGAAACGAGCCACCAGAGAAACGGCUUUCGUUCAUGCUAUCAGUUCAGCAGGGGUCAUGUACACUCUGACCAGGAACUGCAGUCUUGGUGAACUCGAAAACUGUGGCUGCGAUGGUUCAAAGAACGGAAAGCUUGGCGGUCGCGGAUGGUUGUGGGGUGGCUGCAGUGCUAACGUGGAGUUUGGAGAGAGGAUUUCCAAAGAGUACGUGGAUGCGGAAGAGACGGGUCAGGACUCUAGGGCUGCUGUCAACCUCCACAACAACGCGGCUGGCCGAUUGGCCGUGAAAGACACAAUGACGCGUAUCUGCAGAUGCCACGGAAUGUCUGAGAGUUGCAGUGUCAAAACCUGCUGGACACAGCUGUCCGAUUUCAGAGCCGUGGGCAAUUACUUGAGGAUCAAGUACAGUCACGCUGAAAAGCUGGACAUCGACCAAAAGCGCAUGAACGCCGGUAACAGCGCGGAUAUCCAAGGUGCCAUCAUGGACGCGCUCGGCAGCAUCGCACAGUCAGAGCUCAUCUACCUACAGGACUCUCCAGACUACUGCAGGAAGAACGCCAGCUUGGGGGCGCACGGCACGGAGGGCAGGGAGUGUCUGCUGCACGGACAGGGCUUGACGCAAGGGGAAAGAAGGAGCUGCCGCAGGCUGUGUCACGAAUGCGGCCUGAGAGUGGAAGAAAAGCGCACGGAGGUGAUGAGUAGCUGUAACUGCAAAUUCCACUGGUGCUGUAAGGUGCACUGCGAGGACUGCGCCCACGUUACAGUCAAACACGUGUGCGGCAGGAAGGACGGUGGGGAUGGAAAACGAAGAGAUCGUGGACCCAAAUGAAAACGACUGCGUUUAUGGAAUUGUCUGUUUGCACUUUCCCCCCUCUUUCGUCUAUAAUAUCCUGGUGUCUAUUUAUUAAGAAUGCUGUAAUUAAAAUAAAAAUGUAAAAAAAAUAACUUCUAAAUAUUUGUAUCUACAAUUUCAGUUUUUCUCUAGAAGAGGGCCACCAGAGUUUCUGACACGGCGCACGCACAUAAUAAGAAUCAACUGCAUGCAUUUU
Messenger RNA from Haplochromis burtoni (Burton's mouthbrooder), 1583 nucleotides. Its product is annotated as protein Wnt-8. Lineage: Eukaryota; Metazoa; Chordata; Actinopteri; Cichliformes; Cichlidae. Gene Ontology annotation, biological process: cell fate commitment; canonical Wnt signaling pathway; multicellular organism development. The coding region runs from base 338 to 1363 and encodes 341 amino acids. The record is from RefSeq and is a predicted model, not a curated record. Gene Ontology annotation, cellular component: extracellular region. Gene Ontology annotation, molecular function: frizzled binding; cytokine activity. The transcript is spliced from 5 exons.